AGCAGCGAAGUCGAGGCCGCGCGCCGCAUUGUCCGAGAUGCGAUUGCCAAGAUGAAAGUCUUGAAUAAGGCACGCUUCGAGAACCCGGCUCCCAACCGCGGCUCACUCCUUACUGGGCAGCAGCAGGGGCUGGGGAAUAGAGGAGAAGAGGACGCACCAAAAGAGGGCUUCCCCGUCCUCGUCCCCACGGACGAGAUGACGAAGGCUGCGGCCCUGCUAGCCGAGCUCGAGGCCGAGCCUAUCGCGGCGCCCCAGAAGCGCGCGGACGCCUGGUGGAUGCAGGGGCUCAAGCAUCUCGGCCGUGUGCCGUGGGGGCUAGAUACCUCCUAUAGAACCUGGAGGAACGUUGUCGAUUAUGGUGCGGAUCCCUCAGGAGCCAAGGCAGGUUUCCCAAUUUCCUUCUCUUUGGACUCAACAGCAGCCAUCCAGAACGCCAUCGACGACGGUAAGCGCUGCGGUGCAAAGUGCAACGGCUCCACGCGCAAGAACGCCAUCGUCUACUUCCCACCAGGGCGCUACCUCGUGUCCAAGUCCAUAAGCGUGGUGUUUGGCACUCAAAUCAUCGGCGACGCCAACAACAUGCCAACCAUUGUUGCCUCUUCCAGCUACAUCGGCCUGGGAGUGCUGUCUACAGACGUGUACGUCGAGAAUGGCGGCGUGGGUCCCGACGGCGGUGCCCUGCAGUGGUACGUCAACACGGCCCGGUUCUACGGCCAGAUCCGCAACAUUAAGAUCGACAUUACGGCCACGGACCCUGGCGCGUAUGUCGCCGCCAUGCACUACCAGGUCGCACAGGCCACAACUGCAGAGAACAUUGUCAUCGAGGCCAAGGCUGGUACCGUAAAUACAUUGUGGCAGACGCAACAAGGCAUCUACGCCGAGAAUGGCAGCGGUGGUGUUAUUUCGGAUAUUACUUUCAACGGCGGUAACUUUGGCAUCUACGGCGGCGCUCAGCAGUUUAGCGCUUCCCGCUUGACCUUCAACGGUUGCAACACAGGUGUCCAGCUAAUCUGGGACUGGGGCUGGUCGUGGAAGAGCGUGACGAUGAACAGUGUCGGCGUCGGCUUCAAGUUGUACAACGACGGAGACGCGUCGCGACCAGGAUCCGUGAGCAUCAUUGACUCCAUCUUCAAUAACAUGGGCAAAGCAGCCAUCGAGAUGAUCAAACCAUCAGAUGGUAUGGAUCAGGGAUACACGGGCGUCACAUUGGAUAAUGUCCAGCUCGGUGGAGGCAUCAAGGAGCGCGGCACCGGAAGUCCAAUCCUGGCCGCUGGAUACUACAAGACCUAUGUAAUCGGCGCCGCGUACAAGUCCAGUGUGCGAACAUUCGCUCAGGGCCCCAAGGAUUACACUCGCGACGUGACGCUGCUAGGCCCUUCGCGGCCUGGCCUACAAGGCCGGCCCUAUUUUGAACGGGCGAGGCCCCAGUACCUGGACAAGACGCCGACUGACUUUGUGCACCUCAAAGACCUAGGCGCCCGGGGUGAUGGCAACACUGAUGACACUGCCGCGAUUCAGGCCGCCUUUGCGCGAUACGGGGAUGGCAGCAAGAUCAUCUACGUCGAUGCUGGCAGCUACAUCAUCCGGGACACGAUCCUGAUUCCACCGGGAGCCAAGGUGGUAGGUGAGACGUGGUCACAGCUGGUGGCUAAUGGAGUCAACUUUGGAGAUGCCAUGAAGCCGCGGCCCAUGCUUAGAGUGGGCGAAGUCGGGUCUGAGGGCAGCGUCGAGCUGCAGGAUUUGAUACUGACGAGCCGUGGCCCGACACCAGGGCUAGUGGUCGUCGAAUGGAACAUUGCAGCGAGCAGUCCUGGUUCGGCUGCGCUGUGGGAUGUGCACGUCCGGCUCGGCGGUGCAGUCGGGACACUGCUGACGCCCACGCAGUGUCCUCCGAUCCGGUCUGGAAUCAAUCCGGCGAGCUGCCAGGUUGCUAGUCUGAUGCUGCACGUUACCAAGAGGGCGUCUGGCUACUUUGAUAACAUGUGGCUCUGGGUUGCCGACCACCAGAUCGAUGAUCCUCUGCUCGACGAUCCCAUGAACAACAUGGAGCAGCUCACCGUCUACAGCGCCCGCGGAGCCCUGUUCGAGAGCCAGAAGCCUGUCUGGCUUUACGGCACUGCCUCUGAGCACAGCGUCUUGUACCAGUACAACUUCGACAACGCAAUGACCAUCUUCACCACCAUGUUGCAGACCGAGAGUCCGUACUACCAGCCGACGCCCAAGCCACCUGCGCCGUUCGCGGGUGCCCUCGGGGUGUUCAAGAGUGACCCCUUCUACGAGUGCACGCAAGGCGUUGCCGACGGGUGCGAUGAGUCGUGGGCGGUCGUCAUCAGGAAGUCGCAGGGCAUCCACGUUAGCACGGCCGGCACGUACUCGUGGUUCAGCACCUACACACAGGACUGCAUCAGCCCCCAGGCCUGCCAGAAGGCUCUAUGGCUGCUGGGUGUCGUUAACGGCGACGACAUCCGCAUCGAGCAGCUCAUUGCGAUCGGGGCCAAGCACAUCUUUGUAACGCGUGAUGGCGGGCCUCUGAUCACUGCGGGUGCCAACAUGGCCGUCUCCAAGCAUCCAAAGUGGGCACAUGUCUCUCUCAUGGAGGUGCCUUCCCAGGGCCGCCUCGAUCCGGAGCGGUUUCCCGAGAAGAAUGAUUGCCUCGAUAGCGACAAAAUGUACAGCAGCGAAGUUAUACCUGUGGGUACCCUGGCCCCAUUCGCCAAAGACGGGUCUACGCUUAACGGCGACGACGACCAGCAACUCGCCAACUAUGUCAACAUCGUUAACCUGACCCCUUACCGAUUCAUUCGCGAGGGGGGGCCCACGCCCUAUCAGGUGCGUGCUGACUUUAAGGACAUCCCUUCUGGCCGAGCGCGGCAGGCUCGGGUCGACUACGAGUGGCAUCAGAGCAUUGACUGGACCACGACCAAUGGCUACUUCUACUACCGCCUCGAGGGAACCAACAAGCGCUUCAACAUCCACCUCACGACGCACAUGGACGACAAGUACGAACGGCGCGUUGUCUUUGACCUCGCCGAGAUGGGCAUGGGCUGGCGCGAGCUCGGCUUCCCUGGAAACGGACUUGGCGUCGCCCUCGUUAUCUCGGGCAGCGAGAGCUACGGCUACUACAACUCGCUGCAGCUCAACCACGCUGGGUGGCAGCAGAGACUUAAGGAUGUCAUCUCGAAACGCCAGCUGCGUCAUGUCGUUGUCCCGGGCUCACACGACGCUGGUAUGAGCCUCAUUUCACCGGCGUGGCUCGGCCUCGGCACCAGCUCCAACACUGCAACCCAGAGCCUCGAUCUCUACAACCAGCUCCGUGUCGGAGCCCGCUACUUUGACAUGCGUAUAUACUCGGUGCUGCGCGAUAGCUUCUGGGCUGCUCAUAUCAACUCUGACGACGCGGCUAUUCCAGUAGGGGCCACUGGAGCCAGCCUCAAUGAUCUCAUAAGCGGUAUGAACCGGUUUUCAACCGACUUCCCCGGCGAGGUCGUUGUCUGGUACAUUAAGGGUAUGCAGGAGAUCACCAGCAACCAUAAAUGGGACCUGAGCACUCAGCAGCUGUUCCUGGAAAGCCUCGAGGGAAUCAACAACAGGUGCGCAGAUCUACCUCUGCAGAAUACUAGUCCGGGGGGCGUCUGGAUCGACACGAUAACGAUGGGCGAUUACAUGUCCAAGAAUGGUGGGAAGGGCUGUGUGCUACUUGUCCUCGACCGUGGAAGAAUCCCGCCAGAGCUGGAGUUUAGGCGGCCCUCCGCUGGCAUCUAUUCAUCAGACAACUUCCGCCGGCACGACGCCUGGCCCGAAAAGAACAGCGUGCAGGGCAUCUUCGACUACCACAGCGGAGUGCUCCUGAACAAGCCGCGCACAGGCGAGAUCAAGAGCACUGGGUCGGAAGUCAAGGACGACUACCUAAUCACGCAGUGGCAGCUCACUUUCGCCUGGAACGAACAGCCCUCGUCCGCGCAGAGCCUCAACGCCAGGGCCAACCAAGAGACGAACCCGGCCAUUUAUCACACCGCCAUGAGCCUGAUCAGCCCUGAUCACUUUCCAACUGCCAUCAUGACCGACGCCAUCGGCCUCUUCCAUACAUAUGACCUGAGCGAGGGCAAUUACAACCCUAUGCUCCAGACGCUCUGCAUCGGCCUCAACCUUUACAUGGUCAGCCAGAACUGUGCCGUCUCGCCCAUCCGCAAUCCUCUCAUCGGAGGCUCGUCAUCCGUUUCACUGUCGUCAUUUGACGAGGACGGUGGCAGUGGCAACGGCACAUCUCCAGCGGCGGGUUCGCAGGUGGUCGCCACCGGCUCCGGCGUGCAGAGCGUUUUCACGGGCGUCAUCUUUGCCAAUGGCACCGUGCUGGAGGAGCGACCCGCCGACUUCUGCAGGACCUGUACCUACAACGACACGACUGUCAUUGACCAUCCGCCG
Messenger RNA from Microdochium trichocladiopsis, 4422 nucleotides. Its product is annotated as pectate lyase superfamily protein-domain-containing protein. The transcript has 6 exons. Gene Ontology annotation, molecular function: phosphoric diester hydrolase activity; polygalacturonase activity. Gene Ontology annotation, biological process: lipid metabolic process. Lineage: Eukaryota; Fungi; Ascomycota; Sordariomycetes; Xylariales; Microdochiaceae. The annotation marks the transcript as partial. The record is from RefSeq and is a predicted model, not a curated record.